CCACGGACUUAGAAACCAGUUUGGGACUAUCGAUCUACUGCUUUUCUGGAGACGAGGCAGGCGAGACCAGCAGUAACAAGACAACUGCACUUCACAGGAGUCUGUCUGCCCAGGCUUUCCUGAAGCACCUGCGCGCUCCACCAGCAGCGUCAUUAAUCCCGCGAGACGACGGGUCCUCGGAAGGCACAAAAUUCCUCCUUUGCUAGAGCCCAGGUUUUUGCCGUCAAGUUAAAUUCCGGGGUGGGGAAGUAGCUUUGUCGUGCCGCCUCUAAUCGCUCAGAAAUCAACCCCAAUUCUACACGGAAAGCUAGGCCUCCGACCGCUAUGGAAGGGCAGCAAGGGCAAGAAAACCUCACGACCCUAGCGCUUGCCCAAGCUCAUUUCCAGAAGGGCGAGUACGCGGAAGCCGAAGCGCUGUACUCCGCUUACGUUCGCCAGUACGCCUGUGCGGCCUCCGAGGGAGAGGCGCCCGGGAGCAAAUGCAGCCCUGAGGAUUUGGCUACUGCAUAUAACAACAGGGGGCAAAUCAAGUACUUCAGGGUGGAUUUUUAUGAAGCCAUGGAUGACUACACAUCUGCCAUAGAAGUCCAACCCAAUUUUGAAGUUCCAUAUUACAACAGAGGGUUGAUAUUAUAUAGGCUGGGAUACUUUGAUGAUGCUUUGGAAGAUUUCAAGAAAGUAUUAGACUUAAAUCCUGGAUUUCAAGAUGCUAUUUUGAGCUUAAAACAGACUGUUCUAGACAAAAAAGAAAAGCAAAGAAGAAAUUAUUGA
Molecule: messenger RNA, 771 nt
Organism: Eubalaena glacialis (North Atlantic right whale)
Lineage: Eukaryota; Metazoa; Chordata; Mammalia; Artiodactyla; Balaenidae
Gene: TTC32
Product: tetratricopeptide repeat domain 32
Exons: 3
Coding region: 325-771 (148 amino acids)
Molecular function (GO): protein binding
Source: RefSeq, a predicted model, not a curated record